This is a messenger RNA of Lathyrus oleraceus (garden pea), 2042 nucleotides long. RefSeq names its product mavicyanin. The transcript is spliced from 2 exons. NCBI's taxonomy places the organism in Eukaryota, Viridiplantae, Streptophyta, Magnoliopsida, Fabales, Fabaceae. Bases 1344 to 1901 code for a protein of 185 amino acids. Gene Ontology annotation, cellular component: plasma membrane. The record is from RefSeq and is a predicted model, not a curated record. Gene Ontology annotation, molecular function: electron transfer activity.
AGUAAUGACAGGUGCCAAGAAGCUUCUUUUUGCAAGUCACAUUGAGUGUUACUUUUUUCACAUGCAAAUUUGUGGUUCAUUUGGUUGAAUAUUAACUAAUUUAAAUAAAAUAAAAAUUAUAGAUAUCAUAUAAUUCAAUUAAUAAAAUUUUUGAUCAUGAAAUCUAUUGUUCAACGGAACUAUGUUUUUUAAAUAUGAUUAAGAAGAUAUAGGUGAUAAAAAAAAUGAAGGUUUAAAUAUCAUUAAAUGGGAUAAUCAACCAUUUUUUGUUUAACCAUUUUUUGUGGCAGAUUUUCCAAACAAGUGAAUAAUCUGUAUCUAAGGAAACUUAUAUAAUUGAGUUCUCCUAAAAAAAAAACUUUAAAAAGUACACUUAAAAGUAAAUGAAUAAAUGAAUAGGGUGUGAUCUUAUAUGAUCAAAUUAAAGAGCUAAGUAUUGAUAUCCUUUUAUUUCAGGUGGUAUCUUAGUUAAAUUGAUGCAGCUAUAAUUUAUGGCUAAAUAUUCAUUUUCUACAAAAAUCAUCUAUUGUUUAUGAAUUUUAAUUGAUAAAUAUAACAUGAGAGUGUCACUCAUUUUAUAUUUAUGUUACUGUCAUGAUUUAUGUAUGGUGCGCAACAUGUUGAACAAUAAGCUAUUUUGACCUUAAGCUUGCAAACAAAAACUUUAGGAUAUACGGAAAAACAACAAUGCACAUAGCUCAACUGUCCUAUAAAUCACAUUAUACUUAUAUCAGAAUAAGAAUUUUAAAAUUUCUUCUUCUAAUUCCAGUACUAUUUCAAGUAGUUAGGGAAUGAUAAAAAAAAUAUGACAGUUGGGAUGUAUAAGAACAAGUGUAUUUAUUUUAGAGGCACAUUUUAUAUUAUUAGACCAUUUCCAUCCGUUGACAUUUUCUGCAGGCUGAGAUGUAUGUAAAAACCUAAGCCAGCUAUCAUCAAGUGGUGAUCAGAACUGAUAACACACUAUCCAACUGUCAAAGGUUGUUUAUACGUUUCUGAUGUUUGAAAUAUGAGACAUGUCAAUAGUUUUUAUAUUACUUCUAUAUCAAAAGUAUAUUUAAAUAAAUAAAUGUAUGAAGUCAGACAUAUAUCAAUGUCCAACAUAACACUCUAAAUAAAAAUAUGUCUAAUGUCCGACACAUAUCAUUAUCAGACAUGACAUUCAAACAUAGAAUCAUGUUUAAUUUUGGUUAAGAAUGCUUAUUUUGAAUUAGCCUAUAUUUCUUUUUAUAUAUAUGAAACAAUCAACACAAAUGGUGAAUAAUUAAUGCAUCUCUACUUACUCUCUCUCUCUCUUCUAAUACACAUAGGGGCACAGAAUCAAGGAGCCAUAAAACAAGGGCGACAUGACACACACCAAUAAAAACAUGUUUCAAAUAAAAAACAUGACAAUUCUCAUUCUAAUCAUUGUGGUUGCAGCGUCACUACAAACCUCAGAAGCUGAAGAUUACACAGUAGGAGGAGACACCAUAGGAUGGACUAGUUUUCCACCUGGUGGUUCUUCUUUCUAUUCAAAUUGGGCUUCAAAUUUUACAUUCAAAUUAAACGACAAUCUAGUGUUCAACUAUGAAUCUGGAAGCCACAGCGUCGUUAUAUUAAACAAAGCUAACUAUGAAAAGUGUAACGUGAAUGAUGAUAUUCAAACCUUUAACAAAGGACCAACCAAAAUAACCUUAGAUCGAAGUGGUGAUUUCUACUUUAUCUGUAGUUUAUCAGGUCAUUGCAGCAGUGGACAAAAGCUAAGUGUUAAAGUCACAGAAACUGCUUCUUCUGAUGUUCCACUUCCACCUGCUGAAGCUCCAUCAUCCCUAGGUACUGGAGCAGGUUCAGCCACAACCGAGACUGCUGCUACCUUCACUCUUCUCCUUGUUACUAUUGCCUUCAAUUUUUUCUCCCAAUUUUAAACGAUGUUUUGAUUGAUUUUUAGAAAAGCUACACAUUGAAUAUUUCAACAAAAAGAAUGUGUUUGGUAUGAAUAUGAUAUGAAUAAACAAUGUUAUUAUCCUAUUGUUAUUUUUCAAUGGAUACAUUAUCUUUCCACUAAA